AUGGCUCCUGAAUCCUUGGGAAGAAGCGCCGAAGUCACCAUGGAGGAGGAUAGCCAUACGGAGUUGGAAACCAAUAAUCAGGAUGAGAGAAGGCCGUCCUAUCGGAAUAUGCUUAUAGGAAAAAGUCUGAUCAAUGGCUUCCAAGAUUCAGAUGAGUUUGGACCCAUUGACAAGAACGAAGGAUUAAUAGCGGUAGGUUGCAAGGAUUCUUGGCCGUCGUUGACGACGUCAGAGAGAUAUAGGGAUAGCCUGCAAGUUAGAUGGACUAAUUGCCUAAUUCUGAAACUACUUGGGAAGUCUAUAGGAUUCCGGGAUCUUGAUGAAAGAAACAGGAAAACGUGGGCGCCGAAAGCAGACUAUGAAUUGAUAGACGUUGGUGAUGGAUAUUUCUUAACUAAGUUUUCCUCGGUGGAUGACCUUAGAUUUUCUAUAGAGGAAGGACCAUGGAUUAUUUAUGGUCACUAUCUUACGGUUCGGAGAUGGUUUGCUGACUUUCACCCUUCUUCAACCACUAUAGAUUCGACUGCAGUGUGGGUUCGGUUUCCAGAACUCCCGAUACAUUAUUACAGUGAACGUAUGCUUUUUGCAAUGGACAACACCAUUGGGAGAGCGUUGAAGGUGGACCCGAAUACCAGUUAUGCCUCGAAAGGACGGUUUGCUCGCGCCUGUGUCGAAGUCGAUUUUGGUAAAUCUCUUGUGCCAAAAAUUGAAGUUGAUAAUAGAUGGUAUUACGAGGGACUACCGCUUAUCUGUUUCGGUUGUGGGAAAUUUGGUCACCGAGACUGCUCUUCGAUUGUUGCACUCGCAUCCGCGGAGGCGGGUCAGAUGUGUACUACGCGGAUGCAACACAGCGUAAAGCCCGCAUGUAACGUUUUUGAAGGUUAUCACGACGUAAUAUUGGUGCAACGUGAUAAGAGAAUCGUAUCACAAUUGUUGCGGUAA
Messenger RNA from Hibiscus syriacus, 942 nucleotides. RefSeq lists its product as uncharacterized. NCBI's taxonomy places the organism in Eukaryota, Viridiplantae, Streptophyta, Magnoliopsida, Malvales, Malvaceae. The record is from RefSeq and is a predicted model, not a curated record. The coding region runs from base 1 to 942 and encodes 313 amino acids. The transcript has a single exon.